AUGAAGAAACUUCCACAACACAACCGUCUGAAUUGGCUGAAGCACGACACUGUUCACGAGAAAAAAGUACUGCUGGAGGAGAAGAACGAAGUACUGUUACUGCGCGAAGUGUUGAAUCGCUUACCAGAAAAUUGGUCGAAGUGGUUGAGCCACAGUACUACUCGUUACGACAAAGAAGUAUUGCUCGAGCAGAAGAACAGGGCGCCGUUUCUAUCCAAAAUGAAGAAACUUCCACAACGCAACCGUCUGAAACAACUGAAAAACGAUAUUCGUCACAAGAAAAAAGCAUUGCUGGAGGAGAAGAAAAAAGUGCUGUUUCUGCCCGAAGUGUUGAAUCGCUUACCAGAAAAUUGGUCGAAGUGGUUGAGCCACAGUACUACUCGUUACGACAAAGAAGUAUUGCUCGAGCAGAAGAACAGGGCGCCGUUUCUAUCCAAAAUGAAGAAACUUCCACAACGCAACCGUCUGAAACAACUGAAAAACGAUAUUCGUCACAAGAAAAAAGCAUUGCUGGAGGAGAAGAAAAAAGUGCUGUUUCUGCCCGAAGUGUUGAAUCGCUUACAAAAAAAUUGGCCGAAAAGUAUUGCUCGAGCAGAAGAACAGGGUACCGUUUCUGUCCAAAAUGAAGGAACUUCCGCAACACAACCGUCUAAAACAACUGAAAAGCGAUAUUCGUCACGAGAAAAAAGUAUUGCUGGGGGAGAAGAACGAAGUACUGUUACUGCCCGAAGUGUUGAAUCGCUUACCAGCAAAUUGGCCGAAGUGGUUGAACCACGAUAUUCGUUACGACAAAAAAGUACUGCUUGGGCAGAAGAACAGGGUACUGCUUCUAUCCAAAAUGAAGAAACUUCCACAACACAACCGUCUGAAACAACUGAAAAACGAUAUUCGUCACAAGAAAAAAGUAUUGCUGGGGGAGAAGAACGAAGUACUGUUACUGCGCGAAGUGUUGAAUCGCUUACCAGAAAAUUGGCCGAAGUGGUUGAACCACGAUAUUCGUUACGACAAAAAAGUACUGCUUGGGCAGAAGGACACGAUGGUGUUGUUUCUAGUCGAAGUAAGGGAUCAUCGAUCACAAUAAAGCCACAAGAAAUAACUGAAAAACGAUAUUCGUCACGAAUACGAAGAAGUGCUGCUGGAGGAGGAGAACAAGGUAUUGUUUUUGUCGAAAAUGAAGAAACGUCCACAACAAAAUCGCCUGAAAUUGCUGAAAAACGAUAUUCGCCACGUGAAAAAAGGUAUGCUGCUGGGGCAGAAGAUCGCCACGAUAAUUUUUCUAUUCAAGCUGAAGAAUCAUCGAUCACAAUAAAGCCAUCUGAAAUAACUGAUACACGAUAUUCGUCACGAUUGGGAAGAAGUAUUGCUCGAGCAGAAGAAAAAGGUUCUGUUUUUGUCCAAAAUGAAGAAACGUCCACAACAAAGCCACCAGAAUUGGCUGAAGCACGAUUCUUGUCACAAGAAAGAAGCAUUGCUUGGGGAAAAGAACAAGAUGCUGUUUUUGCCCGAAGUAUUGAAUCGCUCAAAAUAAAGCCGCCAGAAGAGGCCGAAGCACGAUUCUCGUCACAAGAAAGAAGUAUUGCUGGGGGAGAAGAACACAGUAUUGUUUCUACCCGAACUGUCGUUUCUGCCCGAAGUGAAGCUAUUCCAUUGUCACAGCUCACAAUACUUCGCUCACCUGCUCGCUGGGGUUUCGGAGAAGCUGAGGAUAGUAGGCCAUAUUAUCUUAGCGGAUUCCAUUGGACAGCGAUGUAUGCGAGGGCCAGAGAUUACAGGAAGGAGCUGUUCCAUAAAAAAAAAACUGGUGCUGUACAUGGGGACAACAACAUUGAUUUAUCGAAUCCAGUGAAACUUGGCGAGGGAACAUUUGGCGAAGUUUUCUUGGUCAAAUUUGAAGCAAAAACCGUUGCCUUGAAGAUUAUUCCUGUUGGCGGUAAGAAACUGAUUAAUGGUGAUCGGCAGAAGACGUUUCGUGAAACUGUUGCUGAAUUGAUCGUUUCAAAAGAACUUUCGGAUUUGAAUCGCUAUGAAGAUGGCUUUUCAACGGAGGGUUUCAUCAGACUCAUGGGAACCGCUGUUGUUAAAGGAAUGUAUCCAAAAACAUUAGUAAAAGCAUGGGAAGAGUAUGAUGAGCAGUACAGAUCCGAAAACGAACAUCCACGUAUUUUUGAUUCUAACCAGCAUUUCCUGCUGUUGGCCUACGAGGAAGGCGGCGUAGAUUUGGAGAAAUAUAAGGUUUAUGAGAUUGAGGUUUGA
Messenger RNA from Gongylonema pulchrum, 2253 nucleotides. Lineage: Eukaryota; Metazoa; Nematoda; Chromadorea; Rhabditida; Gongylonematidae. The record is from the annotation of a GenBank genome assembly.